Molecule: messenger RNA, 639 nt
Organism: Capronia epimyces CBS 606.96
Lineage: Eukaryota; Fungi; Ascomycota; Eurotiomycetes; Chaetothyriales; Herpotrichiellaceae
Product: PTH2 family peptidyl-tRNA hydrolase
Exons: 2
Coding region: 1-639 (212 amino acids)
Cellular component (GO): mitochondrion; cytosol
Molecular function (GO): peptidyl-tRNA hydrolase activity
Source: RefSeq, a predicted model, not a curated record
AUGGCCGACAAACCUCCUCCAUCGCUCGCCGCAGUUGCGGUCUCCUCUCUUAUUCUCGGCGUGUUGGCAGGCUACUUCAUCGGCCAAGGCUCCAGUAUCGGCGUCUUCGGCGGUUCAGGGGCUGGAGGCGAAUUGAAGAAAAGCUGGCCAAACAGCUACGACGUCAGGGUCCAUGCCGAUUCCAGCGACGAUCAGGCCGAUGACGAGGAGGAGGGGGAGGACGAGGACGAAGGGGAAGGGGAUGGAGAUGGCAAGGAAUUGAACGAUUUCAGGGAUUCCUCGGAGGAAGUGAAGCUUGUUCUAGCAGUCAGAACAGAUCUGGGAAUGGGCAAAGGCAAAAUCGCGGCUCAAUGUUCUCACGCAGCCCUCGCUUGCUACAAGUACCUCCUUCAAUACCCUACUUCGGCACCUUUGCUGAAGCGCUGGGAGUGGGGAGGACAGCCUAAGAUUGCAGUGCAGGUCAAGUCUGAAGAAGAAUUGGAAACACUACAAGCUCAAGCAAUCAGCCUCGGCCUUUGUGCGAGAAUCAUCCACGAUGCUGGCAGAACACAGAUCGCAGCCGGCAGCGCAACGGUCCUGGGCGUUCUCGGACCAAAGAGUGUGGUUGAUCAGGUUACCGGCCACCUGAAACUACUAUGA